Colletotrichum orchidophilum is the source of this 159-nucleotide messenger RNA. RefSeq lists its product as uncharacterized. The record is from RefSeq and is a predicted model, not a curated record. Bases 1 to 159 code for a protein of 52 amino acids. The transcript is spliced from 3 exons. NCBI's taxonomy places the organism in Eukaryota, Fungi, Ascomycota, Sordariomycetes, Glomerellales, Glomerellaceae.
AUGGCUCUGGUCUUCGCCGCAUCCAGAUUCGACUUCAUCCUGACGUCAGGGAAGACCAAAGAGGGUGAAUUCGAAGGGGAGGAUGAUUCGACGUAUGCUUUCUACGCUUCCAAGAGGAGGAGGGCUUCCAGCGUGAAGCGAGUUUCCUUUGACAUAUGA